This is a messenger RNA of Achroia grisella, 1030 nucleotides long. RefSeq lists its product as uncharacterized. Gene Ontology annotation, molecular function: protein binding. The transcript has 2 exons. Lineage: Eukaryota; Metazoa; Arthropoda; Insecta; Lepidoptera; Pyralidae. The record is from RefSeq and is a predicted model, not a curated record. Bases 104 to 1009 code for a protein of 301 amino acids.
UUAUGAGGAGAGGAAACGUGUUUCUAUUGAACCUAUAAUUUUUAAUUAAUUAUUAUAAUAAUUAAUUACUUAAUGGUGUAAAUAAAUUACAAUUACAAUAAAGAUGACAAAAUUAUCGGUAACGGUGUUACUGGCAAUACUAUUAACGAUUGAAGCAGGACCAGUCGUCACCAGGGAAAGUCUGAGGCGUCAAGAAUUCCAAGGCACUAAAUGCUCAGAACUAUUGACUUUAAAUGGUGUGUAUGCUUUCGUGGAGCAACUGACCAAUGUAACCGGUAUCCCGGCUGACAUGAGGGUGCAUUGGAAGACUGGAAAUAUCUUCUAUACAUUAAUAAGCAACGAAAUGAAGAUGAGUCUUCAAAUAUUACGAACCAGUGGUGAAGUUGAUACAAUCAAAGUAGCAGGACUUGGUCAAUCGACUAGCGUAGAUAACCUAAAUGACAUCGUGUACUUAGCUACAGAUAACGGUGUCUACAAAUAUAAAGAUGACGGAUCUAUUGAGCUAUCUACAGCACUAGGUGAAGACGUAAUGUAUGUAGCUGUUACUAACGAUGGAACAGCGAUGUAUAUAGCGACAUGGCCGCAAAACAGAGUUCAUAAGAUCAACAAUGAAACUCAAUCUUUGGAGAUAUUUAGUCCUAUUUCGAAUGGGCAUGGUUUGACAAUUGACACAAGGAAUAAUAUUUUCUUCGUCGAUAUUGCUACUGAGAUUUUGUAUGUACUCAAAAAUGGGGAGACAGUGCCUAUAAAAAUUAAAGAAGUGCGUUCAGAUAAGAUGAUCAAUGUAUUUGUAAGCAGGUCAGAUGAUGUUUACGCUAUGGAUGGGAAUAGUAAUUACUAUCAUAUUGACGUUGACAAUGAAACGGCGAAAUUUGUGCGUAAUUUUAACUUGACAGGUGUUAACACGUUUGCUAUGGAUUCAAGUGAUAACAUAUUGAUCGGUGUUAAAGGAGCCAUAUUUAAAUAUUACAUUUAUGAUAAAAAUCCUUGCAACGAAGUACCCAUGUAAGAGAGUUUAUUUCUUUACUUC